Messenger RNA from Pygocentrus nattereri (red-bellied piranha), 3225 nucleotides. Its product is annotated as periphilin-1-like. The record is from RefSeq and is a predicted model, not a curated record. Gene Ontology annotation, cellular component: nucleoplasm. NCBI's taxonomy places the organism in Eukaryota, Metazoa, Chordata, Actinopteri, Characiformes, Serrasalmidae. Gene Ontology annotation, biological process: protein localization to heterochromatin; negative regulation of gene expression, epigenetic; negative regulation of DNA-templated transcription. The transcript has 6 exons. Bases 575 to 1294 code for a protein of 239 amino acids.
GUGGGCGUGGCUUCGCAGAAGUCGUUCUUCUCUAAGUAAAACCCCCAAACUCUGCGCUGGUACUUUUCACCGUCUCCCGCUUUCUCGGUAAGUUAAGCGGCUGCGCCCCCUACCGGUUGAUUUUAGAAGUGCUUUGAGCGCCUUAACGGCGGACUGGACUGUUUCUGUUCCUUCUGCUGACCGUCUUUCUGCUGUAGUCCGCAGUUCAGCGGGCUAAAAGUGACCGCAGUGCAUCUGUUGGGUCAGACAUUAAACCACACGGCUCCUGUGUCGAGCAGCAAUACUUUAACUCUCCGUACUGACUCCGGCUGGACCAGUCCAGGUCCUCCGUAAGCCUCUGAAAACUAAACGCUCGACCCAGCUGAGCGUCGAAUACCUGCCAGGCAUGACAUCUGGAAACCGCCCCAGUUCCCGGGCUGAACCGAAAGAGAAAGUAAAAGCGUCUGAAGGCAACGCACUGAACUCUUGUGCUCCACUGAGAGAGGCUCGCUCUUCCUGGUCUUCUCGAGGUGCAGUGGUGUGAAACGUUAGCGAGAAACAGCUGCAGUCGUCAGGAGGAAGAGCAGCGAGCAGGAUGGACUCGAGUCAGCUCCACUCACAGAAAACGGAUCAGAAAAGACCCAUCAAGAGAAUGAGGAGUCCCUCGCGAUUCACUCGUCCGUUCACUCGAGGGAGAUACUUUCGUCCUCGGUUUUAUUACAGGAAUCGGGAUGAUCGCUUUUCACGGCGGCCCGGGUUUGGCCUGAGGUUCCAGCGGUUCAACAGGGCCUCGUUUCUUCGGCUGAGUUCCAGAUCCAGGAGCCCAACCCUGGUUCUGAAACGGAAAGUCGAACUCUCGUCCUCACCAUCGUUUAGCCAGCACUCAGACAAGAGGCCAGAGAAGAAGAGCACAUCCACUACAGUCAGAGAACACAAGUCGAACACUCCAGAUCAUUCACGGUCAUCCUCUGUGGCCUCUGAAAGACCAGUGAUGUCAUUCACAGUUACUCAGGAAGGGCAGAUGUGCAGCGGUAGAGAAGCUCCCUCCUCAGUCACCCGCGCAGCUGCAAGAACCAGAGCCAUCCAGAAAAAGAGAGAGGAGAUAGAGGAGGUGUAUCGGCGUGACUGUGACACGUUCGGUGUCGUGGUAAAGAUGCUGGUAGCGAAGGACCCGUCCCUGGAGAGGCCAAUCCAGUUGUCCUUGAGAGAGAACCUGCGCGAGAUUGGCCUGCGCUGCGUGGAGGCCAUGGAGCAGUUCAUCCAGGAGUACGACUCCAGAGAACCAGGCACACUGCCCCCCUUGCAGCCUCACUGACCAGCCAGUCCUGCUGAAUAUUUUGAAGAAAACAAUGAGACUCGAGAUGCUGGUCGUGGCUGCCUCCACCCUUAAGCUACCAUUAUAACAAAAGACAGGCAGUGUUGUUACACACGUUUGUCCGACCUCUGUCAUGUGAAAAGAAAUAAUAUGCAUUGUGGGACGUUUACCUCAUCACUUGUGUGCACAUCAUGCGUACUGUCUACACGUGCCUCGCUGGCAUUGUAACUAGACUCUGUCCUUCACUCGUGGUUUACUGCCAUAGCUUUACUGACCAGUCAUUGUGAACAGAACACCAACGUCUCAUCACAGCUUGUAUAAUUCAGGAAACUUUUCUAACAGCUUUGCUUUUUUCACUUGAACGAUUUCAGGCAAAAAAAGAAAAAUGCAUUGCAAUAAAUGCUAGAAGGUUAGAAAACAAAAACAGGAAAACAUUUUCCCAGAUAAAUAUAUGCCUAAAUGGAACUAUUUAUUGUGCUUAUGGAAAGGGUAAGUUUAGAAAGGCGAAUUAAGGCAGUAGUUUAAUUCAUCAAUUAGGGCUUCACGCUAUGGACUAAAUACCUUAUUGCAAUUAGGCUGCAACAUUUUGCGAUGACCUUCCAAUAUACUGAAAACAGACUGGCGAGACCUUGAUGUUGUUAAAUUACUAUAAUUUUAAAUCUACACAAUGUUAUAUUUCUUGGAUCUUGUGGAUUACUUGAUUCAUCCAAACACCAUCAAUACAUCUCUGAAACAUGAAAUGUUUGGUUAGAAAACUAAUUUGUAGUGUAAAGUAUUAGUGCUGGGCAAUAUGACGAUAUAUAUUGUCAUUAUGAUAAAUUAUGCCGUAAUACUAUACAAGAAGCUUUUUGGAACAUAGAUAGUGUCCAUAUUUGUAGAGCAUGUUUAUUAUAAAGAGAGCAAAAUAAGGUUUACUGGAUUUAGUGCAACACUGUGUGUGAAAUACUGAUUCAAAAUCAGUGCAUUCAUGCAUUUGACAGUAUUUGUUUCAAAUGUAGCCUUACGGGUUCUUUUCUCUCUGUUCCAAAUCAUCAGAUGUCUAAAAAUAUAUAUUGACGUGGUAUAUCCUGAAAAUUGAUGAGAAUCGCGAUAUUAUAUUUGUGCCAUAUUUUUUUUUCCACUUUGAAUAGGGAUUAAUGGAACCAGAUUUUUUUUUUCAAAUCAUUCUGGAGAAUUUCUAUUGCUCCAUUUUACACACACACAUAUAUAUAUAUAUAUAUAUAUAUAUAAAAUCAAGGUUUUGUCCCAACAACGAUGGUAGUGGAGGCCAUUAUUGCAGUAAUGAUUAACAAUCAAUAUAUGGUGCAGCCCCACUGCAGAUCAUGGAUGCUGUUUACAGAAACCCCCACAGGUGCUUUUUUACUACACUGUCUUACACGAGUGAUAGAAUGGCGUAGCUUUAUUGACCAACCUGUUGUAAACAGGGCAACAGCGAACAGCUCAUAAAAUGCAGCAUGCAUGCUUAACAGAUUAGAUUUUCCCUCUUUUCCCCCAAAGACUAAAAAAGCCUCUUUACCAAGUAGUUUUAAAUGCCAAAAUGGCUCACAGCGUGAUCCGACCACCUCACUUAAGGAGGAUAAUGGCAAGAAAUCAUCAGCUACACAUGGCGUGGCAGAAAUGCACUUAGAAGACUACUUGACAAUUUGUGCAGCCCUGCACUUAAAAUAUUCAGAGAGUCCGUUUUUUUUUUUGUUUUUUUUUUGCGAAUCUCAUGGAUUUAUGGUGAACUGAAAACAACUCUCUGCCCAAACUGCUGCGUACACUUUUUGUUUGCUUCUGUUGUUUUUUGUUUGUGUUUGCUUGUUUUUCUAAAGCGAGAAACAAAUAAGUCUGUUAUUCAAGUUCUCAAGGCUUUGUACAUAUUUGAAUACACUGGGUUACAGGGCUCUUUUGCUGUUUCAGUGAAAAAGAGCCUCUUUCCCCUAAAGACA